Molecule: messenger RNA, 1562 nt
Organism: Zea mays
Lineage: Eukaryota; Viridiplantae; Streptophyta; Magnoliopsida; Poales; Poaceae
Product: putative protein phosphatase 2C family protein
Exons: 8
Coding region: 211-1308 (365 amino acids)
Biological process (GO): protein dephosphorylation
Molecular function (GO): protein serine/threonine phosphatase activity; cation binding
Source: RefSeq, marked validated
GAUAAUAGUUCCUUGAAAACCGGUGCCUUUUUCUAGCGGCGAGGAGGCAGGCGGUAGCGGAAUCUGGCACCGGCCAUCACGUCCCCUCCCGCCGCUUCCUCCUCCCUGCCCUACCUUUCCCCAGAUCCGAAUCCAUUAAACCAGCGGAUCUUGCAUCGGGGCGCGUCCACGGCAUCCGGGCAAGCGAGUGGUGGAGCCAGCAGCCAUGAGAUGGUAUGCAUCGGUAGCCUCCUGAGGGCGCUGGUGCUGCGUGCGGCGUCGUCUGCGGGCAGGCGCCGGGGGCCCAGGAUUCUGUGUGGCCGCGCGACGGAUGUGCGCGUGACGCCACGGCACGGACACGGCUGGCGCGGGUUCCGGGCGGUCACGGGAAGGAUGAUGCUGGACUCCUCUGAGUCUGCCUCUUCCGCCGCCGCCGCCGCCGCGGAGGCGGGAGCUGGGGCGGUGGCAGGCCAGGCGCAGCCGCAGCGCCGCGCGGUGGGGGCCGUGCCCCAGGCGCACGAUGGUGGCUACGCCAGCGGCGGAUGGGAGAGAGAAGAUGGUAAACUGAGUUGUGGAUACUCAAGUUUUAGAGGGAAGAGAGCUACAAUGGAGGAUUUCUAUGAUGUAAAACUAACUGAAAUUGAUGGACAAGCUAUUAGCCUGUUCGGUGUUUUUGACGGUCAUGGUGGAUCACGUGCUGCUGAGUAUUUGAGGGAGCACUUGUUUGAGAACCUUCUCAAGCACCCUGAUUUCUUGACGGAUACAAAGCUUGCUAUAAGCGAAACAUAUCAGAAAACCGAUACAGAUUUCUUGGAAUCGGAAGCAAGUGCUUUCAGAGAUGAUGGUUCAACAGCUUCAACUGCAAUUUUGGUGGGUGACCGUCUGUAUGUUGCAAAUGUUGGUGAUUCUCGUGCUGUUAUUUCAAAAGCUGGCAAAGCUAUGGCACUUUCAGAAGAUCACAAACCUAACAGGAUUGAUGAGCGAAAGAGAAUAGAAAAUGCUGGUGGUAUUGUCAUUUGGGCUGGUACUUGGAGGGUAGGUGGUGUAUUGGCGAUGUCUCGUGCAUUUGGCAAUCGUUUACUGAAGCCAUAUGUGGUGGCGGAACCUGAAAUUCAGGAAGAACAGUUCAGUGAUGAGCUGGAAUGCCUGGUUCUCGCUAGUGACGGGCUUUGGGAUGUUGUGGAAAAUGAGGAAGCCGUUUCCCUUGGCAAAUCAGAGGACACGCCAGAGUCUGCAGCUCGGAAAUUGACAGAGAUCGCUUAUUCUCGUGGCAGCGCUGACAAUAUCACGUGUAUCGUGGUUCAAUUUCACCAUGACAAAACCGGAUGAGCCAUGUGGCGGCCAAUUUCAGUUGUACCCUGCUUCAGGCUAUUAUUAUCCUGCAAGCCGGGUGGUGGGGCUUCUCUCAGAUUUAUCGCUCUUGUAGCAACUUCCAAGAACUCGUCCAUUGAUUCUUUUGUUGUCUUGUAGGAAACAUUUGUUCCAACAGGUGUAAUAGAUAUUUUCAAUGGGUUAAUUUCUAAUAAAACUAUGUUUACAAUUACUGUUUAGUGGAAAUUGGUUAUCCUCUUGCCUUUGAUACU